Molecule: messenger RNA, 1383 nt
Organism: Rhizophagus irregularis DAOM 181602=DAOM 197198
Lineage: Eukaryota; Fungi; Glomeromycota; Glomeromycetes; Glomerales; Glomeraceae
Cellular component (GO): membrane
Source: RefSeq, a predicted model, not a curated record
UUUUUUUUUUAAAAAAAAAAAAUAUUUCUCCUUUUUUUAAAAAAAAUAUUAUUUUAAGGUUUUGUCACAAAUAUACUUAAAAAAACAUAUUAAAUAUUUCUACAUUCGGUUAUAUCUUCUAUCAAGAAUUUUCUUUACGUUAAAAAACAACAACAACAAUAAUAAUAGUAAAAUGUCGACUACAACACAAGAUUCUCUUAUUCAAACACCGACAUUAAUACCAUCAAUUUGUUUUUUCAUAACGUUCACAUUAAUGACAUUACUUCACUUUGUCAAAUAUAUUAAAUUUAAAAGAGCGAUAUAUUUAUAUUUAUUAGUAUUCAGUUUAUUAAGAACUAUUCUUUUCAUUAUUCGUAUUGCAUGGUCACCAAAUCCUGAUUUAACACUUUUAGGAAUUAUUUCAAACGUUUUAUUAUUAGGAGGAUUCUUUGUUAUACUUGAAGCUUUAUAUAAAUUAUUAACAGAUUGGCUUCACUUAUUAAUUGGAGAAAGGACAAUUUCUUCUUUACCAAAAUGUGAACAAAAUUCAAUAAUAUUUUUAAAAUUAAUUUCACCAUUAUUUUCAAUAAUAGGAGCAAUAGGAGAAGCACUUGCAACACAAAAUAUUUCAUUAACCUCAAUAUUUCGUCAAGCUUCUUCAUUAGGAUUUUUAUGUUUAAUAGUUAUUUAUAUAUUAUUAGUAGCUCAUUUUGCUUUAAAAUAUGGUGAAGUAGCAAUUAGAAAACAGUUGAAAGCUUUGGUAUUAUUCAUUUCAGCUGCUUUAUUAUUAAUUGAAUUAGUUUAUAGAACAUUUGUUUCCUUCUCACAAGAAUCCACUCCUAUAUAUUAUGAAUGGGUAUUUUAUGUAUUUGAAUGUGUACCUGAGGCUGCUUUACUUCUUAUUUUAGGUGAAGUUAUCUUGGGUGAAUGGUUUUAUAAUGUGGAUGAUGAUAAUAAGUUAAAAAUGGCUCAACAAUUAGCCAAAUUACGUUCAAAGGGGAAAUUUGGUGCGAACAUGAUUAAUAAAAUUCAUCAAAAAGAAGAAAAAGAAGGAGAAUCGAAUUCUCAGGAAGAUUCAUCAAAUAUAAUUGUUAUAAGGAUGGAUGAUGAUGGCAAAUUAUCACCAAUAAAUUCAACAGAUAAUGCAAAUAAUACAGCAACAGAUAUAACAAAAGCAACAACAAAAAAUACAAAUGCAAAUACAAAUGUCAAUUCAACGGAUUCAACUGUAUAACGGCAUUUAACAUGUAUAAUAAUAAUUAUAUCUAUCUCCUUAAAAACCAGUAAUAAUUGUAAUAACAAUAAUGAUAUUAUUGAUAUAGCUUUUUUUUUACUUCAUUUUACUUGUAUGAUAUUUUUUUUUUAUAUAUAUAUAUAAUAUAUAUAACUUUGUAAAAAAACACU